Messenger RNA from Dermatophagoides pteronyssinus (European house dust mite), 2577 nucleotides. Its product is annotated as transferrin-like. The record is from RefSeq and is a predicted model, not a curated record. Gene Ontology annotation, cellular component: recycling endosome; early endosome; extracellular region. Lineage: Eukaryota; Metazoa; Arthropoda; Arachnida; Sarcoptiformes; Pyroglyphidae. Gene Ontology annotation, biological process: iron ion transport.
UUCAACUCAUCAUUUAGAGACAACUUUCUUCCUUCCUUCCUUUCAUCUGAAUUUUUUUUCGGUUCAUUUGAAAAAUCUGUCCGAACAUGAUUCAUCUGUCAUCAUCAUCAACGAUUUAUCGAUUGAUGAAUCGAUUAAUUUCGAUCAUCAUUUCGAUUAAUAUUAUCAUUUUAUUUAUGAAUGAUUUUCUUCUAUUCGAUCAUCAUCAUCUUCGUUUAUUACUGUCCAAUGCACAAUUACGUACAAGAAUCUGUGUACCACAAUCAGUAUAUGAUGAUUGUAAUCAAAUGGCCGAUAAUAUACCGGGAUUAUUUUCCUGUAUAAAUGCUAGAGAUAAAUUUGAAUGUAUGCGUUUAUUGGAUCGUGAUGAAGCUGAUAUUGUUAAUCUAGAUGCUGAAGAAAUUUAUAUGGCUGGACGUCUUUAUAAUCUUGAACCAUUUGUACGAGAAGAAUAUAAUGGUAAUAAUUAUCUACAACGUACAGCUGUUUUAGUACGUAGAGAUGUUAAAAUACAUUCAUUGAUUGAUUUGAAAAAUAAACGUGCAUGUCUUGGUCCUUAUAAUGAUCUUUAUCGAUGGAAUAUACCGUUAGGAAUAUUAUCAUAUUAUGAAACAAUGGUACCAGAUUGUCGAUCAGAAUUACAAACAGUGGAAAAAUUUUUCUUAGAAGCAUGUGCUGCUGGUAAUUGGUCAACAGAUUUAUUUUUGGAUGAACAACUUAAACGAAAACAUCGUCGUUUAUGUUCACUUUGUCGUGAUAAUGUUUAUGGUUUAUGUUCAGAACAGGAUAGUUUUGCCGGUCCUGAUGGUUCAAUUAAAUGUAUGACUGAAGGUUUAGGUGAAAUUGCAUUCACUACAAUUGAAAUGGCUGUUGAUUAUUUUGCACAACGUACAAUCAUGUCAUCAAUGUAUGAAUUUUUAUGUAUGGAUGGUACUAGAAUGGCUAUUACAUCACGUGGUUGUCAUUGGGCUAAACAUCCAACCAAUGCAUUUGUAAUACGUUCCGGUAGAGAUCGAAAUAAAGAUAUUUAUUUUCGUACAUUACAAAUGGUUUAUAAUCGUUUUAGUAAAUUACGACCAAGUUGGUUUGAUAAAUCAUUUGUAUCAUCAUUAAAUGUUACACAAUUAAUACAAUUAUUUCCAUCAAAUCCAAAUAAUGGACCAAUGAGAUAUGAUCAUUAUUUAGAAUUUUUCAUACCAUCUAUCGAAAAACAAAUGCAAGGUUGUCCAAAAAGAAAUAUAACAUUUUGUUUAAGUAAAGAAGGUGAACUAAGUAAAUGUCAAAAAUUACAAAAAGCUGCAUUUUCACGAAGAAUUCAUCCACCGAUCCGGUGUUAUCAAGCUGAUUCCGAAGAAACAUGUAUUCGUUUGAUAAACGAACGUAAAGCUGAUUUAAUGAUACUUUCACCUGAUCGUUUUUAUUAUGGUGCCAGAUAUCAAUCAUUACAAGCAUUAGCCAAAAUCGAAAGUAAUGAUCCACAAUAUUCAGUAGCUGUUGUACGAUCAAAUUCUGAUUUAUCAAUGUUAUCACAAAUGAAACAUAAACGUUCAUGUCAUAGUGGAUUUGGACAUCUAGCUAGUUGGACAAUACCAAUCGGUUCAUUGAUACGUGAUGAAUUAGUUGAACCAACAAGUUGUAAUCGUGCACAAAUUAUUGUUGAUUAUUUUAGUGCAAGUUGUGUACCAGGUGCAGCUGAUGCACGUAUUAAUCCAAAUGGUACUGGUGUUAAACAACUUUGUUCACAAUGUAUUGGUGAUGAACGUGGUCAUCAUCAUUGUGAUCUAGAUUUUGGUGAAAGAUUUAGUGGUGAAGAUGGUGCUAUCAGAUGUUUGGUUGAAGGACGUGGUGAUGUUGCAUUUGUUUCACAUGAUACAAUUCUUCGCUUGACAAAUUCCAGAUUUCCAACCAAUUGGGCAAAAGAUUUAAAAAGUUCAGAUUUUCGUCUGCUUUGUCGUAUACCAAAAGAUUUAUUCGAUCCACGUACUGGUGGUACAUUACGUGGUAAUAGUAUUGAUGAUGUUAAUGAUUUUGUUAAUAAUAAUAAUAAUGGUGGUAAUGGCGUUGGUCGUACAUUAUUACAUGCAACCAUAUAUGAUUAUAAUCGUUGUCAUAUUCAAGCAAUACCUGAUUCAAUAAUAGCAACAUCAAUAUUUACACCAUACGAUAUACGAUUAGAUGCAAUGUACAUUCUAAAUCAAUUAAGUGAAACAUUUUUCGGUAAAUAUAAAACAUCAUUUUUAAUUGCCGGUAUGUUUCGUAAUCGUUCGGAUAUAAUGUUUUCGGAUCGUGCACAAAAAAUUCAAUUAUUUCGUCCGGAUAUUAGUCUUGAAGAAACAUUAGGUGAUUUUUUACCUUAUCUUGAAAGUAAUGAUUUAAUUACAUGUGGUUGUAUUAUUGAAAAUUUAUCAUUCAUAUUGAUUAUUUUUACAACAUUUUUGUAUUAUAUUCUUUUAUAUUAAACAAAAAAAAAAUUUGUUAAUUACGUCAAUAUUUCCAAGGCCAUUUUUAGUGAUUUACAUUUUUUUUUAUUCAACAACAGUACAGGCACAAAAAUACAAUGUAACUAAAACACAUACA